AUGGCCCAGGUCUCCCGCGCGGGUGGCCUGCUGCCUCCGCUCCCCAGCGCGCCGCCGCUGCGGGUGCCAGCCGGGGUCUCCGGGCAGGAGCCGCGGGAGGGCGCGCUGACCCGGGAGCUUGACGGCCGGCGGGGGCCGCUGGUGGCCGAAGUCGUCCCCUGGCCGGGCGGAGCUCCCGCAGGGCAGCGGCGCUGGGCUGGGCAGGAGCCCCCGGACCGCGGCCUGCUCGGACUCGCCGCCCAGCGCCUGGACGCCGCCGUCGAGAUGCAGCUCCGCGCGCUGGGCCGGGCGCCCGCCGGCCCGGCGCUACCUGCCCAGCUGUCCGAGCUACUGCUGGCGCUGCCCUCCUACCACCAGCUGCAGGGCAAGGCGCCCCGGGUCCCGGGGGCGGCGCGCCCCUUCCCCCCGGCCCGAGUGCUCCGCCUCCUGGCGGGAGAGCGGGGCUCCCGGGUGGCCGCGCAGCUGGACGUGGCCCUCCGGGGAUCGGACCUGCGGGACCAGCUUCGCCGGCGAUGCCAGGAGGAGCGGGAGCUGCUUCCGGGACUGUUGGGGCUGCUGGGGGGUGUGGCGGGCGCACCCAUCAGUGGGCUGGGACUUGGAGGGGCCGGGGCCCUGUGGGGCCAGUACUGGACCCUGCUGUGGGCAGCCUGUGCUCAGAGUCUGGACUUGAGGCUGGGACCUUGGAGAGACCCGAGUGCGGCGGCGGCGCAGCUGAGCCAGGUGCUGGAGCAGGCUUCCCUGCCGCAGGAGUGUGAGAUGGAACUGGCUUCUUUGUGCCGCAGCCUCUCUCAUCAGUCCCUCAUCUGGAGCUGGGACCAAGGCUUCUGCCAGGUCUUGGGGUCAGCUCACAGGGACCAGAGCAGCCACCCGUCGUCCUGGGACGGUGGGGUCGGCUCCCACACUGCACAGCUGCUGCACCAGCUCUUGUCCUCUCUCCUGGACACCCUUCAGCAGCGCAGGCUGGGGCUGGUCCUCUGCAGGCCCCCAGGCCCUGCACCCCUUGCCCUGGGGCUCUGUACCCUUCAGACCACCCUGCUCUGGUUUUUGGGACGAGCUCAACAGUUCCUGGCAGCAUGGGCCCCCGGCGCCUUCCUGUUCUUGAUCCAGAAGGACUUGCCUCCUCUCCUGCAGGAGGUCCAAGCUCUGUCCAGCCUGGCUUCCGAGGGCAGCUUAGUGCUGGACGUGGAGGGUCAGCUAGUCCUGGAGAUCCAGAAAUUGACUGCACAGAUCCAGCUCUUGCCUGAAGAGUCGCUCAGCAGUUUUUCUCAAGAAUGUCACAAACAAGCCUCUCAGGGAUUUGAGCUGUACAUGCCACUCGGUCGGUACUGGCGGCCUCAUCUCUGCCCUGAGCUGCCGAGCGUCCCCAGUGGGUAUGCCGGGCUGGUGGUCCGCUCGGUGCUGGAGCCGGUGCUGCAUGGGCUUCAGGGCCUGCCCCCCAGGGCCCAAGUACCUGCCUUGGGUCAGGCGCUGACUGCUGUCCUGGGCGCCUGGCUGGACCACAUCCUCGCCCACAGGAUCCGGUUCAGUCUGCAGGGAGCGCUGCAGCUCCGACAGGACUUCGCAGUGGUGCGGGCACUGCUGGAAGAGGACCAGUGGGGCCUGCCCGCUGACCUCCGCCAGUCUCUGCUCACGCUCAGCAUCUUCCAGCAGCUGGACGGGGCCCUGCUGUGUCUCCUGCAGCAGCCCCUGCCCCCCCCACCAGGCCGCAGGAGGCCUCCGUGCUGCUGUGCGUGUCACGACGUGCAGACCUUGGAACUGCCCAGCAACAGCCUCUACAGCCUGGAGAGCCUGGAGCCCCCACAGAGGCCCAGCGCAGCCCCCGGCCAGGCUGUGCAAUCGUCGCUCAGCGCGCUGUGGGGGGCAGGCCCCAGCCCCGAGGCCUACCUGGUGGGGAACCAGCAAGCCUGGCUGGCCCUGAGGCAGCACCAGCACUCUCACUGGCACCUACGUUUCCUUUCCUGCCUGAGGACCAGUCCUGACCACCCCGGUGGGCACCGGAUCCCAGCUGUCCGAGUGACCUUCCACCGGGGGCACCGGGACCCCGAAGGGACAGGCCGCGGACGACCAGCGUGUUUCGGAGCCAAGUGCAAAGAAGUUUUGCACCAAUUUUCAUGA
Elephantulus edwardii (Cape elephant shrew) is the source of this 2115-nucleotide messenger RNA. RefSeq names its product coiled-coil domain containing 142 (gene CCDC142). NCBI's taxonomy places the organism in Eukaryota, Metazoa, Chordata, Mammalia, Macroscelidea, Macroscelididae. The record is from RefSeq and is a predicted model, not a curated record. The transcript has 11 exons. The coding region runs from base 1 to 2115 and encodes 704 amino acids.